This is a messenger RNA of Oppia nitens, 836 nucleotides long. RefSeq lists its product as uncharacterized. The transcript is spliced from 2 exons. The record is from RefSeq and is a predicted model, not a curated record. Bases 111 to 836 code for a protein of 241 amino acids. Lineage: Eukaryota; Metazoa; Arthropoda; Arachnida; Sarcoptiformes; Oppiidae.
UUUGUGUCGACCACAACAACAACAUCAUUGACGACCAAUUGAAUGAAGUAAUCGACAGUUGAUUUGAUGACAACAACAACAACAAACUUAUUGGUCAUUGAAAUCAACUCAUGAUUACAACAAUGAAUGAGUCAUUAACUGGUCGUAGACUGAGUCAGCUUAGGUCGCAAUUGCUAUCUAUUAGUAGGUCUCGUGUGAUCAACAAGACAUCCACUUUAAGACUGACUUCACUUCAAACAUACUGUCCAUUAGUCCAGUAUAUACUCAACAAUACAAUGGAUGGCAUUAUUUUGAUUGCCGUACAGGACGUGCUGUCGUACGCCAUUGCCAUCAAUGCUUUCAACUAUAAUGAACGAGUUGUUGAGCUCAUAGCAGGCUUAACACAACUGCUUGUUGACUUCGGACACACUAUUCCUCAGCAGUGGCCAAUAGUGACCGAAACUAAUCAUGAAUUUAUGAGGGAAUGGUUGGAUAGGCUGUUGAUUACGAGAUUGUCUCAACUGACGAUUGAUGACAAUCCAGUAUACAAUACUCUAACGGCUAUUAUCGAGACUUACCGAAGACCACUCAACGGACACAUUACGCCCGAACUCAUAGCAGUGGCUGAACAGCCAUUGGAAGAGUCGUCGUCGUCGGCUAGUAGUGGCAAAUCACUAGUCGAUCAAUUGGUUGACUUAGAAGAACCUGACGUUGCUGUCUGGCCUUCUGAUCAACUCUCAGACGUAUCUAGCGAUCCAUUGCCACCUCUUAGUAAUGAUUCGCAACACAAUCUAUCAUCAAGUAGUGGCUCAUCCGUUGAUUUAUCACCAAAACCAUCAACUUCUUCACAAAAAUAA